AUGGUCACUUCCAAUGAUGUCAAACGGCCAUCGCCACGCGAGCCUUGCUCUGCGAACGAGAUGCUAGGUUCCAUGACUCCUCGUAGUGAUGAUGAGGACAGGCUGCAUCCGUCUUUGGAAAUCGCACCUCAACACUGGCGGAGCCUGCAAGUACUCUUCAGCUCCGUCACGAAGAAGAUGCAUCCCAGCAGUGCUUCCAGCGCAUCAACGGCCAGCGACGAGUCCAAGGAGCAUGAUGCCCACGACGGCAGUGACGGGACCGACGCAAGUGCGGGCUGUGAUGGAAACUGCCGGCCAUGUCUGUUCUUCUUCAAGAAGAAGGGGUGCAACCGUCAGCCAUGCAACUUCUGCCACGCAGAAAUUCAUCGUUUGCGCACGGAAGAGUACCAGCGCGCCCGCACGGAAAGGUAUUUUGCGGAGAAGAGCACCAAGAAGAUUGCCAGCGGGGAAGCCAUAAGAUGA
Molecule: messenger RNA, 462 nt
Organism: Symbiodinium necroappetens
Lineage: Eukaryota; Dinophyceae; Suessiales; Symbiodiniaceae
Source: the annotation of a GenBank genome assembly